This is a messenger RNA of Dromiciops gliroides (monito del monte), 348 nucleotides long. RefSeq names its product macrophage migration inhibitory factor-like. The record is from RefSeq and is a predicted model, not a curated record. The transcript has a single exon. Gene Ontology annotation, molecular function: cytokine activity; phenylpyruvate tautomerase activity. Bases 1 to 348 code for a protein of 115 amino acids. NCBI's taxonomy places the organism in Eukaryota, Metazoa, Chordata, Mammalia, Microbiotheria, Microbiotheriidae.
AUGCCCAUGUUUGUGAUAGAGACCAAUGUGCUGAUCUCUGCAGUGCCCGACUCCCUGCUGAGUGAACUCUCCAUGCAGCUAGCCAAGGCCAUGGGGAAGCCUACCCAGUACAUUGCAAUGCACAUCUUGAGGGACCAGCUGAUGGCCUUUGGGGGCUCCUUGGACCCAUGUGUCCUCUGCAGCCUGCACAGCACCGGCAAGAUCACUGGACCCCAGAACAAGGGGUACAGCAAACAGCUCUGCAAGCAGCUCACCAAGCACCUCAAAAUCCCUGAGGACAGGCUCUAUAUCAAUUACUACGACUUGAACGCUGCCAACAUGGGCUGGAAUGGCUCCACCUUUGCCUGA